AUGACUGCUAAAAUGGCAGGAAAAAUGGCUAAACAACUAGCCGGGAGUGGAACUGGCCAGAGCCUAAUGGACAGAGUUACACAAGCAAAGUACAGUUUGGCUGGAUCCGCUUUGGGGAAGGUUAUAGCCAAAGCUUCCACCGAGGAAUUGAUUGCUCCAAAGAAGAAACACCUUGAAAAUUUAGUUCGAAUGAGCAAUGAACCAAACGUAUCUAUCCCACUGCUGGUCAAUUUUCUUCUUGAAAGGACUCGUGAGAAGUCCUGGGUUAUCGUAUUCAAGUCACUCAUAACGACCCACCAUUUGCUCAAUUAUGGCAAUGAGCUCCUAAAAGCUUUGCCUGUUCUUCGAGACCAACUCAAUGUCCUUUUUGAAUUUGAGGCGACAGAAAAGGAUCUUAAUAAUUUAAUUAUCAACUCGGCAUAUAUCUUACUCUACAAAGAUCUAAUUCGAUUGUUUGCUUCAUACAAUGAGGGAAUGAUGAAUCUUGUUGAAAAAUAUUUCUCUAUGAAAAGAUCUCAAUGCAAGACGGCAUUGGAACUCUAUCAAGAUUUUCCAAACAUAAUGACAAAGGUGGAUGAAUUUUUGACUGUGGCUGAACAUCUUGGAAUAGGGGACAAAGAAUCAAUGGGUCUGCAUCCUGUUCCACCACAAAUUUUGGAGGCAAUGGAACAGCAUCUUGCUCUCUUGCAAAAGAAAAAGAAACCAAAUGGUCAGCUUGAUGAUGAAGAGGAAGAGCCUGCAAAGACUCCAGAAGAGCAUCAUACAUCCUCCAAACCUCCUCUACCAAAAUCAAAGCCACACGCAUCUCCCGCCCAUCCAAAGUCUCCAGCCCGUCCAGGGACCUCUCCAAAGGUCGCUGCCUCCAAGACAAAGCCCGUGGAACAAGAAAGCAACUCUGCACUCCUUGCCACUUUGGCUGAUUUUACUAGCACUGCUGACUCGAGUCAUAUUGCUCCUUCGCUAACUGAGGUCAUUGUAACUGAUCCCGAUGGAGAACAGAAGGAGCCGGAGGAGGAAGGUGACGAUGGUCUACCAGUGAAUGAAGAAGACCAUGACCACCAAGAAGAUGAAGAAAAGGCUGAGUCAAGGGAAGAGACAAGACGGGAAGAUGAGGAGGAGUAUGAAGAUGACGAGCAGAAUAGUUCAGAUGGUUUACCUUCGGAGCAACAGCAGGCCAUCAUUGCAGCCGCCACAAGCCACUUCAUUCAAUCGGCGGAUCGCACCAACCAGGCGGUCAAGAGCUCCGUGGCUCUCACCCCCCGACAAACCCGCAAAUUCACGAACGAAUCAGAAGGUGGUGAUGGCGCUCGUCCAGUUUCUUCCUCAAGGUCAAGAAGUCCUUCGCCCGCUCGACCUCCACCGCCUCACAUCGCCUCUUCAGUUAAUCCGACACCUUCAUCUGAACAUUCCUCUCCAGUCCACGAAAAGCCUGACCCCGAAGCAAAGGCUGACAUCGCUAUAGAUGACCUGCUUGGAUUCGGCGACGAUAUUCCAUUAGCCCAGCCACCCACCUCAGUUCCGUUCGUUGCUAGUGUCUCCAAACCUCCUGCUACCUCUGAGUCGAAGCCUCAUUCUGUUAGAAUUGUUAAUCCUUAG
Rodentolepis nana is the source of this 1596-nucleotide messenger RNA. The record is from the annotation of a GenBank genome assembly. Lineage: Eukaryota; Metazoa; Platyhelminthes; Cestoda; Cyclophyllidea; Hymenolepididae.